AUGCCUCCGAAGAAAGCUCCAGAGCCAAAGAAGGCCCAGAAGACGGUGGAUGAUAAGACCUUUGGCAUGAAAAACAAAAAAGGCGGAAAAGCGCAAAAACAAAUCAAACAGAUAGCAUCACAAGCUGUAAAUGGCGCUUCACCUGAAGAGAAACGGAAAGCAGCCGAAAAGGCUGCAAAACUAGCUGAGAAAAAGGCUGCUGAAGAUGCAAAGAAAGAAGCUGCAUCUCUGUUUAAGCCUUUGCAGGUGCAGAAAAUCCCUUUUGGAGUGGAUCCAAAGUCCGUAGUCUGUGUGUUUUUUAAACAGGGUACUUGUGAAAAGGGUAAAAAGUGCAAAUUCUCGCACGAUUUAAGCAUAGAAAGAAAGACAGAGAAAAGGUCGCUGUACGAGGAUGGUGGCGAAGGGUCUUCUGGGGCUGUGGAUGCUAAACAGGAGACAUCCGAAAAUUGGGACGAAGCCAAGCUAAGGGAGGUCGUAAUGUCAAAACACGGAAAUCCCAAGACCACAACAGAUAUUGUCUGCAAAUACUUUAUCCAGGCUAUCGAAGAUGGAAAGUAUGGUUGGUUUUGGAAUUGUCCGGGCGGUGCCGAUUGUAAAUAUAGACACGUUCUUCCACCAGGCUUUGUUGUAAAAACUUCUGCUCAGCGAGCCCUUGAGAGGGAGGAACUGGAGAAGAAUCCAAACAGAACGCUGACAAUGGAGGACUUCUUGGAAACCGAGAGACACAAGCUUACGGGCACUCUAACACCCGUCACAGAAGAAACAUUCAAGAAGUGGAAGGCUGAGAGGCUGAAUAAGAAGGCUGCAGAGGAAGAGCUACGGCGGAGGAAAGAGGAAACCGGUAGGGAACUGUUCGAGAAGGGUGGCUGGCAAGACGAUGAUAGUGAGGCGGAGAGCAGCGAGGAAGAAGUCGAAGGCAAGGGUAAGGGCAAGGCGGACAUAUGGGAUCUGGAACAAUUACGAAGAGAGACAGAGGCGAUAGAAGAAGAACAAGAGGCGGAAAGAAUAAGGGUUGGUGGCGCACUAGACUAA
Orbilia oligospora ATCC 24927 is the source of this 1032-nucleotide messenger RNA. RefSeq lists its product as uncharacterized. The record is from RefSeq and is a predicted model, not a curated record. Bases 1 to 1032 code for a protein of 343 amino acids. Gene Ontology annotation, molecular function: metal ion binding; mRNA binding. Lineage: Eukaryota; Fungi; Ascomycota; Orbiliomycetes; Orbiliales; Orbiliaceae. Gene Ontology annotation, cellular component: cytosol. The transcript has 5 exons. Gene Ontology annotation, biological process: cytoplasmic translation.